AUGGUUUCCAUGAUUGACCACCAAGCCAAUACUGAACAGUCUGUUGAAGAGAAGGGUGCCGUUCUAGCCAACCCGGAAGAGACGGCUGGAGAUAAUGAGGAGAAGACCCAGCAGCAGGAAGAAGAGCAAAAGGAAUCCGACGUUCCUCAAGGCAGCAUCACCGAGGCCAAAUCACUCUUCCAGAAGAAAGAUUCGGAAGGGAAGUUCCAAUGGGUCGUCGAUGAGCCACAAGAUGCCGUCGAAGCAGCAGAAACGAAGGAAACUGCUCGUUUCGCCUUUCUUGUCCGCAAGAAGAAAAGUUACGAUAGUCGGAAGAAGUAUGACAUCGACUCGAUAAUCGUCCAAAGUCCGUGGCUCAAGAAGUCGUUGGGUGCCAUGCUAAAGGACUAUCCUGGAGUUACUACAAACCUUGAACGUCUUGUCUUCAAAGCACCCUUCCAUCCAUUUGUUCACCGUUGGGCCAUACUCACAUCACUACUCGAAAAUGACGACUUCGAGGAACCAGUUGCCAAAGAGCACCUCCAGUUGUUCCACGACGUCAUAUUUGAGGAACUCAAGAACGCCAUCGCAGCAAAGAUUGAUCUCGUGAAGAACGGAGUCAUCACGUUUGAUUACUUAUGGACCAUUUUUGAACCUCAAACAAUGGUGUACAGUAUCUCUGAUGGCAAAGAAUGUGUCUUCAAGCUCAACUCCACGCAGAACUGCACGGAUUCAAGACGAGGAAUGCAAUUUCUGCGUCUCGAUGUUUGGUCUUGUGAUUGGGAUGGAACCAAAUUUGGACAGAAUCAUAGCUCUUUGGACAACUAUGAGUUCCAAGGGACCACCCCAAUCAUCAAUCUCUCGGCCUAUCCUCUCGACUUCCAUCCUCAAAAGGAGGCUUUGAUUCAACGGUUGGUGUUGAGAGGUAAAUUAUUUGAGCGAUAUGCAGGCUACCACUACAUGGCGUACCGCGGUGUAUGCCUUGGAUAUGGAAGAUGCGGGAUGAUUCGCCAUAAUGUUGAAACUCGGAUCAUCAUCGACUGCGAUGCUCACAAUAGGUUCAUGCCUAAUUAUGCUGUGUAUUUCACCUCACUUGGCAGGGCCACAGACAGUACUCUACUCCGACUCGGUGCGGAGUCGCAUGAUAGUGAUGAUGAAGACGAAGAGGUUUCUGACUCCGAAGACUACUUCGACGAUGCAGAGGAUGUUGUCUCGGAGGGUGCAAUGUCCAACGAUGCCCGCAAGCCAAAGCAUCGCCCACUAACAACCGAAGAGCUUCUCCUCUGUGUUCCCUAUGUCCGAGGUUAUGCGAUCAAGACUAAGAAGUGGUUGUGGUUUUACGUCGACCAGAUCGCUCCAAUCAAAUUCGCCGAAAAUGCGUUUUCGUCCUUGGUUUUACCAUCGGAGCAAAAGUCGCUCAUUAGAGCCUUUGUGGAGUCUCAAGUCAAGUACAAGGAUGACUUUGACGAUGUCAUUGCUGGAAAGGGACGCGGAAUGUAA
Molecule: messenger RNA, 1479 nt
Organism: Exophiala aquamarina CBS 119918
Lineage: Eukaryota; Fungi; Ascomycota; Eurotiomycetes; Chaetothyriales; Herpotrichiellaceae
Exons: 1
Coding region: 1-1479 (492 amino acids)
Source: RefSeq, a predicted model, not a curated record